AUGGCCACUGAAGCUCGAUACAACAAGGCCAAAGAAGAAUGGCUAGAUGCUGCAAAAGCCGCCCGUGACCAUAUGGAGGAUUCCAAAAAGAAACAUAAAGAAGAGAAGGACGUGGGAAUUACAUCGGACAGCUGGGAGAAAUGGUUUCCACAAAACGACCGAAUGUUCGCAGAAAAAUGGAACGAGUUCCAGCAGAAGACGGCCUCCUUCAAAAUGGCCAUGGGGCAGUUCGACUCCGCGAAAGCAGAGGCCUGGGAUAAAGCGUACGGACAACUUCACAGUGAGAAGUAUCAUGGCGCUGGAGAAGACAAGGGAUCAAAUUACCUCAUUAUCACCCCUGAGGUGUAA
This is a messenger RNA of Penicillium arizonense, 348 nucleotides long. RefSeq lists its product as uncharacterized. NCBI's taxonomy places the organism in Eukaryota, Fungi, Ascomycota, Eurotiomycetes, Eurotiales, Aspergillaceae. The coding region runs from base 1 to 348 and encodes 115 amino acids. The record is from RefSeq and is a predicted model, not a curated record. The transcript has 2 exons.